Messenger RNA from Diversispora eburnea, 2502 nucleotides. Lineage: Eukaryota; Fungi; Glomeromycota; Glomeromycetes; Diversisporales; Diversisporaceae. The record is from the annotation of a GenBank genome assembly.
AUGCCUUCAGAAAAGAAAAAACGCGUUUUACCUCCUCCUAUCGGAUUAGAGGUUUCUGUUCCUCCAAAGGAUAGUUUAGUAGAAGAUUUGAGAAACGCGCUUGAACAUUCAAGGGAACUAUUCUCAGACAUAGCAUGGGAGUUCACUUUAGCCCCCACUCCUACUACCAUCUAUGCUCAUAAAGCUAUUUUAUAUGCUCGAAGUUCUCGUUCUUUUAAAGAACGUUUCAUGAAAUAUAAAGAUUCAAACGGACAGUCCAUACGGUCUGUACGGUUAUCAAAUCCCGAUCCCAUAACUGUAAAGACAGAUGCAGAUCCAUUCCUUUUUAAACAAGAGUUAAAAUUCUUUUAUACUGGUGAAGAAGGAAGUGAAGAAUUUCUGAACGCUGUUGAUACUACGGAUGAACUUGAACAACAAAAAUUGAAAGAAGAUUUAUUAUAUAUGUAUAAAUCAAAAUUAUACACUGAUGUUGAAUCAGAAUAUUUUAAAAAAAUGCUUAGUUCAAAUUUUCUUGAAGCGAGAACAGCAUCCAUAAGUCUUGAUGCUACCAUUUUUAGUCCAAUGUCAAUUAAUUUGAUUCUUUCAUUCAUUUAUACUGGAAAUCUUACUUAUAAUCAAAAACCAUUGACUUUAGAAAUUUGUGAAUGGGUGUGGAUUGGCGCUGAUUUUUUGAAUAUGAAAAAUCUUUGCGAUGACAUAGUUUAUAGAAUUUCCACAAAAGUACAUUAUUUCGCUUGUACUUGUGGUGAAUGUCAAGUAGUCAUUCCUAGAGUUGCAUCAUUUGCAAAGGAACAUGAAGUUACUAAAUUAUGGAAAGGUUGUUUACAUGUUUUAGCUAUAGGAUUUGAUAACAUGUGGCCUCAUAGAGAAUUUGCAAAUCUUGAUGAAGAUACAAGAGAAGAGGUUCUUAUGACAUUACUUGCCAAUAUUCAAACUUCUAAUAUCAUUUCUAUUUUCAAAGGUUGUCGAAGGAUUUAUUCAAUGAUUGAUAUCAAAGGAAUAGGUUUACCUUGGAUAGAAUCAAUUCGUCGCAUGACAAAUCAAGUUCGUUCAUUUGCAACACAAAUAUUGGUGGAUGAUUUUGAACAAAUUUGUGAAGAAGAUCAAGAAUUUCUGGAUUGUGUGGAUGGGGUUGGUUUUAGUUUAGACAUAUUAGAGGACAUUAUGAAUAUUAUAGUGGAGGAAGGCUUAACUGAACAAAAUUCAACGAAAGUACUCAAAUGUAUUACGGAGAAAUUAUUAACUAGACCAGCAGUGGUGGAUUCAGAGAUAACGGAAUCAAAAGCAGUAUUGUUAAGAGCUAAACAAAACGUUUUUGAUUAUAUAAAAAAGAGAUGGAUUGGAAUUAAACAAUAUGGUGGAUUUAGAUUAUUGAGUCCUAUGAUUUUGGAUGAAUUCGAAAAAGAGUUAGGAGUUGAUCGUCAAGAAUUGCAAGCUUAUGAUGAAAAUUCAAAACCAAAAACAACAAAAUCGCCUAAUUUAAUAAAUGGAAAAAAUGGAACAACUGUAACAAUUUUAAAUACAAAUGGACAUACAAAGAAGGUCGUAUCUUCGAUUACUCCAUCAUCAUCUUCGUCUUCUUUGAAUUCAAAUAGAUUACCUUUAGCUGAAUCAUCAUCAGUGAAAAGUAAUAAUAACAAUAGCAAUAAUACCUCUACCAAAAGACCUUCAACAAAGAAAGGUAAAAGCGUACGCAUUGGUGAAACUACUACAUGGGAUCGUCCAACUCGGGCCAGCGUUUUACGUCAAAAGGCAUUAGCAGAGGCAGCAGCAAAGAAUCCAGUAAAAAAUCCAGUAAAAAUACUAGCGAAAACAGCAACAUCAACAAAUAAUAAUAAUAAAACUACGAAAAAAUCUCCAUCAACAUCUAGUCUUAAGGUGCCUCCCGCAGGUGGUUCUAGUACACAAAGAGGACGUUCACCUAAUAAACAAACUUCAUCGCGUCCAUGUUCAAGUACCUCAAUUAAUUCUGUUGCGACUUCUAUUUCUCCAGCACGUUUAAAUGAUGUACGACAAAAUCGUGCCAGUAUGUUAAGGCAAUUAAAAUAUGAUGACGCGCACCAAAGACGUGGUCGUGGUCGUGAUCGUGAUCGUAAUUAUUCACCCAAAUCUUCACGAGCAAGUUCUAUUGCGUCUGCAUCAUCUGCCACUAGUUCUACCACUACAUCAUCGCAUCACAGACGAAAACGAUCACCUUCUAUAAAUUCAACUUCAACCACGAUUACGAAUAACUCAAAUGGAAAGAUUACUAGUUUACAACCGAAAUCACAUCAGACCAAAUUAGCUACUACUCCCAAUCCGGAUAUUUCUGUAGGUAGACGUGUGAUACUUCCAACAAAAAAUAAUGCACCUGGCAUUAUACAAUUUUUGGGAGAAACAGAAUUUGCAAAGGGAAUCUGGGUAGGAAUUGAACUUGAUAAUGCCGCCAGCAUCAAAUAUUUCGCGGCCGCCAAUAAUCAUGGGAUAUUUGUUAGACCGGAUUCACUUUUAUUAAUAUGUUAA